AUGAAAUCAUUCGGACUAACUUUGAUUAAUAAAUUAAAUAAAAAUUCAACUAAUGCUAAAACACAGAUUGACUAUUGCUUCGCUAAUGUGGAUGGCUGGAAAUGUGAUUAUUUUGAAAGUCUAACAAGUUUUCAUAAACCAUUAUGGAUAAGAAAACAUGAAAUUGACUCACAACUUCAUGUUGAUGAAAACGAACAGAUUCGUACAGAUAUGCCUUUGAAUCUUGGAGAUCUUAGCAUUGAUGAUCGCUCUGAUGUGAUGGACAUCGACGACCAAUCUUCUUUCGAACAAACUCAUACAGAUAUAUCUUUUAAUAUUAACGAUUUUCACACCGAUGAUCAACCAGAGAUAAUGGAAAUUGAUGAACAAUCUUCUUUUGAAAAUUAUGAAAUGACUGAUGAAGAAAAUGAUCAAAUCCAUACAGAUAUAUCUUUUAACUUGAAAGAACUUAAAACUGAUGGUCUACGUGCUUCAACGAUAUUUGACGGGAAAUCUCCUAUCGAAACUUACGAAAUUGUUGAUUUAAAUACGAGAAGGAUUCUUGAUCACUUUCUUCUUGUACUUGAUUCUAAUAAUACAACAGACACUGAUCAGAUUUCUAAUCAAGCUCGAAUAAUCAAUGAUUUAAUUGAAAAAUCACCAUUUAUAACUGUGCACAAUAAAGACCAAUCUGUGCGAUUAAAACCAAAAACGGAAUACUCUGUUCAAGCAUUUGAUUCAGUUUAUGCUAGAACUCGCACAACUGGAGACGGCAAUUGUUUAUAUAGUUCUCUUUCGAUAAUAAAUAUCGGGUCUGAAAAACUAACACAUUCGAUGAGAUUGUUGGCAGUCAACGCAAUGAUUAAUAGUAGAGACUAUUUCGAAGGACUUUGUAAAUUAUUGCACUAUUCUUUUGAAGAACAGUUGAAAAGAACUGCUAUGGAUACAAUAUGGGGUGGAGAAGUUCAAAUUCAAGCGCUUUCUAUAGCUCUAUUUCAUCCUAUAUAUUCAUAUAUACAGUUUAACAGCGAUCCAGAAAAUAGACAUUAUAUUUCAUCGAGUAUUAAAUUACAGGAACUAGUUGAUCGAUUUGUUAAAGGAACAGCAGGCGGUCAUUUAAAAUACAUAGGAUAUAAAUCCGAUAUGAAUAAAUUAGGAUUUUGUCUUUAUUACAACGGUAUUCACUAUGAUGCUCUUUUACCUUUUCAAGAUAAUCCUCAACAAUUUUUACCACAUUUUGACUUGAUUAAUAUGAGUUUAUAA
This is a messenger RNA of Rotaria socialis, 1242 nucleotides long. The record is from the annotation of a GenBank genome assembly. NCBI's taxonomy places the organism in Eukaryota, Metazoa, Rotifera, Eurotatoria, Philodinida, Philodinidae.